AUGAGGACCCCGGCUGCCGGCGUCCUCCUCUCAUUCCUGGCGGCGCUGUUCCUGCCUCGGGCACCGGCCAGGGACGCCGACAUUCCCGGCAGCCCUCUGUCCGACACGGAAUAUGAACGCUUCUUCGCCCUGAUGACCCCCACCUGGAAGGCAGAGACGCUCUGCCGGAUCCGAGCCACGCACGGCUGCCAGGACCCCAGCAUCAUCCAGCUGGACCAGUACGAAAAUCACGGCUUGGUGCCCAAUGGCCCAAUCUGCUCUGACCUGCCCUACGCCUCCUGGUUCGAGUCCUUCUGUCAGUUCUGUCAGUAUCGCUGCUCCAAUCAUGUCUACUACGCCAAGAGGGUCCAGUGCACCCAGUCCAUCUCGAUCUUCUCGCCUAAUGCGCUCAAAGAAGUUUCUUUCGAAACCGCAUCGAUGGAAGUCACCUCACCGGCUGCUUCUUCCCACGCCACAGCCCGGGAACAUCAGUCCCUCCGGACCUGGUCCGAACGGAUCAACAGCAACAUGGAAGGGCUGGUGCGGUCCCUGCUGUCCCAGGGCGGCCUGAGGCGGGAGCAGGAGAGCAGUAAGCAGGAGCAAGGGCAGGAGCGGAAGCAGGAGCAAGGGCAGGAGCGCAAGGAGGAGGCCCAGGAGCGCAAGGAGGAGGCCCAGGAGCGGAAGCAGGAGGCCCAGGAGCGGAAGCAGGAGGCCCAGGAGCGGAAGCAGGAGGAGGCCCAGGAGCGGAAGCAGGAGGAGGCCCAGGAGCACAAGGAGGAGAGCCAGGAGCACAAGGAGGAGAGCCAGGAGCACGCGGCCGAGGAGGAGCAGGAGGAGCAAGAGGAGGAGCAGGAGCAGGAGGAAGAGAGCAAGCAGGAGGAGGGCCAGGGGACAGAGGGACUCAUGGGGAUGCUGAGAGGCCCAGAACCCAAGUACUAGCCCCGGAACUGGGUCGCCCAGAGCGUGUCGGAAACACCGAGACGCCGCCCUUGAUUUCAGUUCCUCACUUAGCAAAACCUGAGUCAGGCCAGACCCCCGCUGGUGCCCCCGGGUCAACUCAAACGUGAGUCCGUCCCAGCCAGACCCAGGCAGGGCUUCCCACCUGACCCCGGAGACACUGCCCCCCCUGACGCACCCCCGUGAAAACACUCCCGGAGCAUUCAGUGCGUGGAGGUCUGCGCAUGCGUGCGUGCACGCAUCCAACCCCAGCACACUGGCUGCCACCCCGGCCCCCCGUUUUUCACAGAGUCUAAAAAUCUCCCUGGUCCGGCUGGUCAGGGGUGGGGGCAG
Molecule: messenger RNA, 1269 nt
Organism: Sorex araneus (European shrew)
Lineage: Eukaryota; Metazoa; Chordata; Mammalia; Eulipotyphla; Soricidae
Product: acrosin-binding protein-like
Exons: 6
Coding region: 1-918 (305 amino acids)
Cellular component (GO): acrosomal vesicle; nucleus
Source: RefSeq, a predicted model, not a curated record